AUGGGAGAUAGACGCAUUGUCACACAUAAGCUAAACACAGGCAGCUGCACACCAUCAUCAAUAGCUUCCGCACAAUUGCACCAGCAACAUCAUCAAUCAGUUGCACCAGCAACACCAUCAUUCAGCUGCCCCAGCAGCAUCAUUAUUCAGCCUCAAGAUAAGGCAUCAUCAACAACAUUUGUUGCACAUUAG
Prunus armeniaca (apricot) is the source of this 192-nucleotide messenger RNA. NCBI's taxonomy places the organism in Eukaryota, Viridiplantae, Streptophyta, Magnoliopsida, Rosales, Rosaceae. The record is from the annotation of a GenBank genome assembly.